Pelmatolapia mariae (spotted tilapia) is the source of this 3472-nucleotide messenger RNA. RefSeq lists its product as uncharacterized. Gene Ontology annotation, molecular function: zinc ion binding; ATP hydrolysis activity. Lineage: Eukaryota; Metazoa; Chordata; Actinopteri; Cichliformes; Cichlidae. Bases 38 to 2683 code for a protein of 881 amino acids. Gene Ontology annotation, cellular component: nucleus; nucleoplasm. The record is from RefSeq and is a predicted model, not a curated record. The transcript has 17 exons.
CUCACACGACGAGAAGCAAAAUAUUCAGUCGCAAAACAUGGCGAGGUUAAGUGAGCAUGGGAUUCGCCUGAGUUCUAUGAGUCCUUCCUUCCUGAACAGCAACUCCACAAGUCAUACCUGGCCUUUCAGCGCUGUGGCAGAAUUAAUAGACAAUGCCUCAGACCCCGGUGUGUCCGCUAAACAGUUCUGGAUAGAUGUAGUUCAUGAAACGGAUCACCUCUGUCUGUCUUUCAUCGAUAAUGGCAGCGGCAUGACCCCCAACAAACUGCACAAGAUGCUCAGCUUUGGUUUUACAGAGAAGGGCUCGGGUAAGGCCAGUCAGCAGGCCAUCGGGGUUUACGGGAACGGCUUUAAGUCGGGCUCCAUGCGCUUGGGGCGUGACGCGCUCAUCUUCACCAAGAACGGCGGCUGUCAGACUGUGGGGAUGCUGUCGCAGACCUACCUGGAAAGCAUUAAAGCCCAGGCUGUCAUCGUCCCCAUUGUCCCUUUCAACCAGCAAACCAAGUUAUUAGUUGUGACCGAGGAUUCACAGGCCAGUCUGACGGCCGUCCUCGACCACUCGAUCGUCAAAUCCCUGGAGCAGAUACAUUCACAUUUUGACUCCAUUCCCUCCAAAAAAGGCACCAAGAUAUUAAUCUGGAACAUCCGCAGAGCUAAAGACGGUAAGAUGGAGCUCGACUUUGAGACUGAUCCGAAUGACAUUCGUUUGCCUGAGAUUCAGAUCGAAGAGUUGAAGAAGGGGCUGAAGAAUAGCGGAUCCUUGAGAACUGAGCAGAACAUCCCAGACAUGCAUUACAGUCUCAGGGCCUACCUCAGUAUCCUGUACCUGAAGCCGAGGACACAGAUCAUACUGAGGGGGAAGAAGAUUCAGGCCAAACUGGUAGCUAAGAGGCUGAUACACAUUGAGCAUGACGUCUACAAACCCCACUUUAGUAAAGACAAGGUGAAGGUGACCUUUGGGCUUAACCCAAAAAACAAGGAUCACUAUGGGAUUAUGAUGUACCACAAGAAUCGUCUCAUUAAGGCGUAUGAGAAAGUGGGCUGCCAGCUAAAGACUUCAGGCCUAAGAGCGGGCAUCGGCGUCAUCGGCGUCAUUGAGUGCAAUUUUCUGAAACCUGCUCAUAACAAGCAAGACUUUGAGUACACCAAAGAGUACAGACUGACCCUCGGAGCUUUGGGCCUAAAACUCAACGACUACUGGAAGGAGGUGACAGAGAAGAAGGCCAGAGAGCGAGAGUUUCAGGCUCUAGACAAAAAUGAGAAGGAGGUCCAGGAGGAUGUCGAUGAGGGUCCCAUGUGGUUACAGUGUGAAGAGUGUCUCAAGUGGCGAAGCAUCCCUGACGGCUUUUACAAAAUUGCUCCUGAGAGCUGGACCUGCAGCCAGAACCCAAAUUCACGUUACAGAAGCUGCUCGUCACCAGAGGAAACAGAAGAACAUGAGGAGCUGUUAACACCGAGCUAUCAGAAAAGCCACAAGAAACUAGAGUACUCCAGAGGCACAAAACGAAAAUCAUUAGAGGCGUCUGAGUUACAGGAACAAGCGUCUAAACAUCAAAUCGUCCUACGGAGUUCAUCUAAGCCCACCAAAGUGGAAAACGCAGAUGAACUCACAGAUCUAAAUGACACUUUCGCGAAUGACGACGCGGAGUCACAGUCGGACAUGGACACGCAAACACAGGAGGAGGCCGCUGGAAGAGACACAGUCACUAAAAAGAAGAAUGAAAUUGCAAAAGGAGCGUCGCCCGAGGAAAAUGAGAUAAGUGACAAGAGGCUUCAGGAUGAAGAGAGCGACAAAACGGAAAACGCAGACAUGGAGACAGAAGAGGAGGAGCACUUAGAAACUUUAAGCCCCAAAAGGAAGUCAGAUUCAAUAUUUUACGGUGUUAAAAAGAAGCGGUACCUUUGGAAGCUUCACCAGCCUGAUUCAGGAGUUACGGAUAAGGAGUUGCAUUCUGGGAAACAAAGUGAUAUAUUCAAGACAUUAUCCCCAGAAAAAAACAAAAAGGACGCCAGCAGCCGGGUAGAGAACUCGGACACAAACCCGCCGCAAACCCACACCAGCAACACGUGGCAACACUCACUCCCCUCCACACAGACUGUGAUGGUGCCCCCGCUGAGCCGAACAGAAGGGCAGCAGAGCAGGGUGCUGCCCACGGAAGGGGUUAACCGGGAGGCUAAAAUGCAGAGGCUGGUUGGGUUGGAGAAAGAGGCUGAGAAGCUCCGCAGCCUUCUAGGUCUGGAAAUCACAAAGACAACUCAAGGAACGAUGACAAAUGAUGACAGCGACGAAAAAAGUCCAACGCAGACGCUGGCGAAACCGACGGGACACAAAGAAGUCGGCUGUCAGACGGACAUGGCUGAGUGCUCUACUUCAUCCUCUGGCCUGACUCACACUGCAGAACUUCACGGGUUAAAAGCUUUGAGUGAGUCCAGCAACCAGCCUGAACUGAGCAGAGCCAGGAAGGAAAAGACUGACAGCCAGACGAGAACAAGAGUCAGUGACACUGAGGCCUGUGAAGACAACAGGUCUGUGCAGGAGAAUCUGCAUGACAUCCGCAACAACGUGGUAGUGCUUCUCACGGCCCUCCUGCCCCAGCUGGACCUGACCGGCAUCAGCCUGGAGACCAGUGAUGUAGACAACAUCCUGCAGCAGAUCAUAGAGGUCAACUCCCUGAAGCUAUGAUCAGUAGUCCAGCAGAAGUCAAUUAUUAUUUGUUGUGUUACACAUACUUACACAAAGUUUGGAUCAAUUAAACCAUUUCUUACUUCAGUAUACAGUAUGCAUAUGGUAAUAAUUCUCUUUCUGUUGAUUUGGAGAGUAAUGUCAUUCCCAUGUUUUUCAUAGUCCUGGUGCUGCAUGUGGAUUACGUGUAUAAUAAUGAAGAUUAUAAAACCUGGUAAUAUUUGUGUUCCGUGUGGUAAUCAGUUUGCAGUGUUAAAAUAAAAGACGUGUAUCGAAUUACUUUACCUCAAUGUCUUUCAAAUUACAGUUCAGGUGUAUAAAAAAUUGACCUGCACUGAUUACUAUAUCAAGCUGCGAGUGCCAAGAGUUCUUGUUAAGCAAGAGGCUGGGAAAAGGAGACAGGAGAAAUGUUAAAUACUAGUUUGCAAACCGUUUUUAUAAAGAGAGCUAAGAGGAAAAGUUGUAACUUAAAUUCUUGUAAUUAACUGUCAUGGUCAAGUUACCAAGUCUGACUACUCGUACUUAUGAAGCUGUCUUGUACAUAUGGCAAACGGUUGUCACGUCAUUUUGAAUACUUGUGCAGUAUAAUCUUUAAGAAACAUAAGCAUGUUGGUCAUAAUGUCAGUUAGAAAAUAUGAGUUUUUUGUCUCAGUUCAUCCAUUAAUUUUUUAACUAUUGCUUUUCAUUGUUCUGCUUCUUUUGUUGUUGUUUUUUAAUUAGCUAUUUAAGUUGCUGUACACACUCGGUUGCUGUUUUCUAAACAGGAUUUGUUACGUUUGCAUUAAAAUA